Messenger RNA from Procambarus clarkii (red swamp crayfish), 1404 nucleotides. The record is from RefSeq and is a predicted model, not a curated record. Lineage: Eukaryota; Metazoa; Arthropoda; Malacostraca; Decapoda; Cambaridae.
AUGAAGGAAGACGACGAUGAUGAAGACGACGAUGAUGAAGACGACGAUGAUGAAGACGAGGGCAGACCUCGCGUGGUGCGGACGAGAGAAGGCAGACCUCGCGUGGUGCGGACGAGAGAAGGCAGACCUCGCGUGGUGCGGACGAGAGAAGGCAGACCUCGCGUGGUGCGGACGAGAGAAGGCAGACCUCGCGUGGUGCGGACGAGAGAAGGCAGACCUCGCGUGGUGCGGACGAGAGAAGGCAGACCUCGCGUGGUGCGGACGAGAGAAGGCAGACCUCGCGUGGUGCGGACGAGAGAAGGCAGACCUCGCGUGGUGCGGACGAGAGAAGUUUGGGAAAAAGCUGGCGGGCGGAAGCUUCCCCUCAGAAUAGGACACACUGACCCACACGAGAACAGGACGUCCAGACCCACACGAGAACAGGACGUCCAGACCCACACGAGAACAGGACGUCCAGACCCACACGAGAACAGGACGUCCAGACCCACACGAGAACAGGACGUCCAGACCCACACGAGAACAGGACGUCCAGACCCACACGAGAACAGGACGUCCAGACCCACACGAGAACAGGACGUCCAGACCCACACGAGAACAGGGCGUCCAGACCCACACGAGAACAGGGCGUCCAGACCCACACGAGAACAGGGCGUCCAGACCCACACGAGAACAGGGCGUCCAGACCCACACGAGAACAGGGCGUCCAGACCCACACGAGAACAGGGCGUCCAGACCCACACGAGAACAGGGCGUCCAGACCCACACGAGAUCAGGGCGUCCAGACCCACACGAGAUCAGGGCGUCCAGACCCACACGAGAACAGGGCGCCCAGACCCACACGAGAACAGGGCGUCCAGACCCCACACGAGAACAGGGCGUCCAGACCCCACACGAGAACAGGGCGUCCAGACCCCACACGAGAACAGGGCGUCCAGACCCCACACGAGAACAGGGCGUCCAGACCCCACACGAGAACAGGGCGUCCAGACCCCACACGAGAACAGGGCGUCCAGACCCCACACGAGAACAGGGCGUCCAGACCCCACACGAGAACAGGGCGUCCAGACCCCACACGAGAACAGGGCGUCCAGACCCCACACGAGAACAGGGCGUCCAGACCCCACACGAGAACAGGGCGUCCAUACACACAAGAGAACAGGACGCAAUUGCUCUGCUAAAAAAAGUGUGGCGGCGGCGAUAGACAAUGUGAGCUUGACUCCGAAGGUUACUGAUGAGUGGAAAGUCGCUAGAAAUAAGAAACUGAAGAUUACCAUGAAGAAGCUUCGUGUUAGGACCUCCAUUGCCGGCAAUGCACUGAACGAUAAGCACUCCGAGGCGGCGGAAACGUUGUCUCCAGGUAGUGCACUGAAGAUGAAAAAUAUCUUGGAUUUGUCGGCGAGGUAG